Tachysurus fulvidraco (yellow catfish) is the source of this 1970-nucleotide messenger RNA. It is a transcript of the gene il13ra2, whose product is annotated as interleukin 13 receptor, alpha 2. Lineage: Eukaryota; Metazoa; Chordata; Actinopteri; Siluriformes; Bagridae. Gene Ontology annotation, biological process: cytokine-mediated signaling pathway. Gene Ontology annotation, cellular component: external side of plasma membrane. The transcript is spliced from 10 exons. The record is from RefSeq and is a predicted model, not a curated record. The coding region runs from base 182 to 1408 and encodes 408 amino acids. Gene Ontology annotation, molecular function: cytokine receptor activity; protein binding.
AUAGACCUGUAGAGGGAGCUGUAAUCAGCUUUUAAAAAAAAGGCGAUCUCUGGAAGUGUACAGUACAUUCAGACUUCUUUCAGUGAAGUGUGUGUAAACACACACCAAGAGCAUCCCAACAGAGAAGUGCUCCGUCUUGCCAUUCACAAACAUCAAGAGAUCACAAGUGCAUUACUGAAGGAUGAUUUUGCACCAAACAUUGUCCUGGAUGCAUUUAGUCAUCUUUGCUUUGUUGACUAAGCAUAUGUCACUCUCAGCCACCUUAGCAGACAUCUCAGUGGAUCCUCCAGAAAACAUAAAGAUCAUUGAUCCAGGUCAUCUGGGUUACUUGAACAUUGAGUGGAGUCAACCAAGCAGCUUGUUUAACCUCUCAAACUGUGAUAUCCGCUACCAGCUCCGCUUUUAUGACACAUAUACAGAGAGAUGGAAGGGUGUACAAACAAACAAGCUAUUCUAUGCAGCCCAGUUUGACCUGGAGAAACCCAUCCGGCUGAAAAUGCUCACCCUGCUGAAGGGUUUGUGCACCAAUGGGGCAAACAUUCUGGGACAGGAAGUCGAGCUUGUGCACACAUUUAAACACGAAGGUUUGGCUGGCUCAAGAAUAAGGGAUUUCCACUGCAUUUACGUUAACAAGGAAUACAUGGAGUGCACAUGGGAGCCUGGAAGUGCUGAGCCUGCCAACACAAGAUACUACCUCUAUUACUGGCACAGGGAAAUGCAGGAAACAAAAGAAUGCCCAGAAUACAUCUCAUCUCUUGGGCACCACAAAGGAUGUAGAUUCCCUCCAACUUCCCUUUUGGAUUUUUCAGAGUUUAACAUUUGUGUGAAUGGGUCUUCUGAGGUGGGAUAUUUACAGCCGGCUUUCUUUUCCUUGGCAAUCCAAAACCAUGUCAAACCUGGGGAAGUGACUAAUCUUCAUUUGGAUCAUAAUAACACUCUGGUGCAUGUAGAGUGGGCACCUCCAUCAGGUCCCAUUCCUGAUCAAUGUCUGGAGUAUGAGCUUGAAAUAACAACAGUGAACCUCACUGGCAACAAGCAACAGACACUGGUGAUUGAGGAGACAGCAUAUACAUUCCAUCAGGAUGGUGAAACUAAGAAAAACUGCUUCCAGGUCAGAUCUAAAGUGAACAUUUACUGUGCCGAUGAUGGUUUCUGGAGUGACUGGAGUCAGCCAAGAUGCAUUCCAGAGACUGAACCAGAAAUAAUUAGAUCUACAACAUCCUGGAGCACUUUGCUACUGAUUGUUAUUAUAGCCAGCAUCACUGUUUUGGUUGGCACCAUCUGCUUCAUACUUUGGAUGUUCAGGAAGAUGUGGAACAACAGAAACGAACAAAAGCAUAUUUUUCGUGCUCUGUACCAGGAAAAGGUUCAGAAGGUGGUCCCCACUAUAUUCAGUCCUAUGAUUUAAAUGUUCAUUUCUCAGCCAUCAUUGCACCUUGUGCAAGUACAUAGCCUCUGUCAGUUUCCAUCCAAUCAGUUUACAAUACUGAACAAUUCAAUGGCUGGACAUGUUUUCUUAAGAUGCACAAUGAAACAUAUAAAUCCUGCACCUUUUUUUUUUUUUUUUUAACAGUGAAUGCUGUCAAUCUACUGUAGGUAAAAUUCAAUAUAUAUAUGUGGCAGCAUAGCACUACCAAACAGUGUUUCCUUUCUGAAUGUAUUUCCUGUAUUGUUUACUUGCCAUUUUUAUUAAAACACUGUACUAAUCCAAAGUUACUCAUUAAAUGCCAGAGUUCUUGCCAACCUUUAAACUAAACAAUGUAUGUUUUACUGAAUAUUUUAGCAUGUUAUUUGUUUAAUGAAACUUGCUAUUAUUUCUUUGUCUGUUCGAUAAUACGUCCUUUUAAAAAGGACAUUCACUAUCCUUUCCUUGUUUACUGUAUGUUACACACUGAACAAGUUAUUUGAAACCUCACUUUUCUCCUCUGUAUGUCACAGCUUUUACAAUAAAAGAUUUGUCUUUUGCUAUA